CGUCACAGCCUUUGCUGGGAAGUAUAGGCUGUGCUGUCACGCCAGUGUCAGUCUGAUGAAGAUUGGCACUCAGGUGUCCUGCAAGUACAGAAACCGGAGUCUUUUGCAAUGUGAUCCCGUGAACAAAUCUGAAGAUAAUGUUUUGAUGCUCUGAUUAGUCUAAGAACAAACAUAAAGCUCCACAUAAAGGUAUAUGGGAUAAUACGCAGCGGUUUCCCCUUCCAUUCGGCUCUGAGGUUUGUACAGAAAGUCCCUAGAUCUUCGGCUUCCAGUGUCGCGCUUCACGGGCUCUAGAUGUGAAUCAAUCCCAUGAUGCAACAUGUGUCCCCAGCACCAGCUCUAUCAAUGAUGGCCACCCAGAGUGUGCCUCCACCCCCUUACCAAGAGAGCCCACAGAUGACGGCCACCGCUCAGCAGACUGCCAAGGCCCAGCCAGUCCAUCUCCCAGCAUCCUCUGCGGCAGCUAACCCUGUCCCCGGCGCUCCAAUUGACCCUCAGGCACAGCUGGAAGCUGACAAGCGUGCUGUCUACAGACAUCCUUUGUUCCCCCUCCUGACGCUGCUGUUUGAGAAGUGUGAGCAGGCCACGCAGGGCUCCGAGUGCAUUACAUCUGCCAGCUUUGAUGUGGAUAUCGAGAACUUUGUCCACCAACAGGAACAGGAGCGCAAACCGUUCUUCAGCGAGGACCCCGAACUCGACAACCUGAUGGUGAAGGCAAUCCAAGUACUUAGAAUCCACCUGCUUGAACUGGAAAAGGUGAAUGAAUUGUGCAAGGAUUUCUGCAACCGCUACAUCACCUGCCUGAAAACCAAAAUGCACAGCGAUAAUCUCCUCAGGAACGACUUAGGAGGACCCUAUUCCCCAAACCAAGCGUCCAACAGCCUUCACACACAGGACUUGUUACAGAAUUCUCCCAACGCGAUGUCCGUUCUGUCCAACAACCCACAAGGAAUAGUUGUGCCGUCCUCCGCACUACAGCAAAGCAGCCUUUCCAUGACAACCGUCAACUCUUCGCAGGUUGUAUCAGGUGGUGCACUUUACCAACCCGUUACCAUGGUAACAUCGCAGGGACAGGUAGUAACUCAAGCAAUCCCCCAGGGGGCCAUCCAGAUCCAGAAUGCACAGGUCAAUCUGGAACUGACCUCUCUGCUUGAUGGGGAAGAUAAAAAAUCUAAAAACAAGCGUGGAGUUCUCCCGAAACAUGCAACCAACAUCAUGCGUUCAUGGCUCUUCCAACACCUGAUGCACCCAUACCCAACGGAGGAUGAGAAGCGGCAGAUCGCUGCACAGACAAACCUCACCUUAUUGCAAGUCAACAACUGGUUCAUCAAUGCUCGGCGGCGUAUCCUCCAGCCGAUGUUAGAUGCCAGCAAUCCAGAUCCAGCACCAAAAGCCAAGAAGAUAAAAUCCCAGCACCGGCCAACGCAGAGGUUCUGGCCCAACUCCAUCGCAGCUGGAGUCCUACAGCAACAAGGAGGGUUACCUGGGACCAAUUCUGAUGGUUCUGUGAACCUAGACAACCUGCAGUCUUUGUCCGCAGACACCUUGUCCAUGCAACAAGCCAUGAUGGCCGCACACGACGACUCCUUGGACGGCACAGAAGAGGAGGAUGACGAGGAAGAGAUGGAAGAGGAUGACCUUGAGGAGGACAGCGAAGACCUUCAAACAACUAAUGUCAGUGACCUGGGCUUAGAACAGAGCGACUCCCUGGAGUAGCGGACUGUCCAAGCGACGCCCACACACGCGCAAUAGAACUUAUAACAAGUUUAGCCUUGGGACAUCAUUUCUAAAACUUUCAUCCUCUUGACUUUUACUGGAGCCCACAGCCUGCACGGGAAGGGCGAGAGAGGCCUGUCCUUCCUCCGCACAAAAUGGUAGAAAACAAACUGCCGAUAAAAAGGACAAGAGCCCUCCCUCUCCUGCCAGAACCGCAAGGAACCCCCCCUCCCCUCCCCCCCAUCCCCAAGAUGGAACUCCGCUUGUGUAAAAUGCAACUUCCUGUGCCGCUCUUCAGACAGAAGAACGCAAACGCCCCAUUACCCGCCACGGGCGCCCGUGUCACCCGUCCCUGGAUGUUAUUUAAGUGAAGGACACAUGUUUACAGAGCCAUAUGUUGUGGCUGUUUUUGUUUUAUUUUAUUUUUUGUUUUUUUUUAAAGAACCUGUUUUUAGGUCGAGCUUUUUUCUGUAUUAUUAUGACUGAAUGCUAUUGAAGUGUUAGGGUUUUGAGAGCACUCCGUAGGGUGGAUGUAUGUAUAGAUAUACAGUAUAUUAUACAAAUGUAUAUCUAUAGGUACAUUUUCUAUACUUCUCAUCUAUUAUCAACAAGUUUUUCACAGAAACAUUUGUGUGUGAAACUCUGAAAACGCACCGACGCCCCCCUCCCCCCCUCAAUCUUUCAAAUGAUGUAAUAUUUACCAGACUCAUCUAUUUUGGCAAGUAAACUGUUUUAUGAAAUUUCCAUAUAAACAGAGUAUGACGGUUAUAAAACUA
This is a messenger RNA of Rana temporaria (common frog), 2492 nucleotides long. It is a transcript of the gene PKNOX2, whose product is annotated as PBX/knotted 1 homeobox 2. Lineage: Eukaryota; Metazoa; Chordata; Amphibia; Anura; Ranidae. The transcript is spliced from 14 exons. The record is from RefSeq and is a predicted model, not a curated record. Gene Ontology annotation, biological process: regulation of transcription by RNA polymerase II. Gene Ontology annotation, molecular function: RNA polymerase II cis-regulatory region sequence-specific DNA binding; DNA-binding transcription factor activity, RNA polymerase II-specific. Bases 310 to 1716 code for a protein of 468 amino acids.